GUGUAUUGCUACCUAUAAAAAGGACGCUGGAAUCGGCUAGACAUCCAGAAAACAAAAUUUUGUGCAAAACCUUGUGAAUUGUUGAGAAUAAUAUUUUUAAUAGAUUUGUACGAACGUGGACAACUUGUGUAAAACACAGAAACAUAUUUAAAGGUGCAACUGAGAUAUUUGUAAUUGCGUAAUUACUUAUAUUUUCGUUUGACAUGUCAGCACCUAAGGAUUAUAAAAUUUAUUUACUUAAUAAUGAUUCGGGUAUCGAAGAAAUUCGAAGAUUCAGUACUCAUGAGCAUUAUAAUUUCGAUUUAUUUUGUCAAAAAAUAAAAAAUCUUUUUCCCGACUUGUACGAUGGAAAUUUCCUCGUCUUAUGGAAAGAUGACGAAGGUGAUGAGAUUACUGUAUCAAAUGAUGAAGAGUUAAAAUCUGCUAUUAGAAGCAUGGUAACUCCGGGAGUAUAUAAAAUAUAUAUAAAAAGAACUUCACAAAAUAAGAAACAAGAAGCAUCACCUCCUAAAAAUGAAACAGUAAUUCAUCCUGGUAUAUGUUGUGACAAUUGUAAUGGUGAUGUACUUGGAUAUAGAUACAAAUGUAUCCAAUGUGAAGAUUAUGAUCUAUGUGCACAAUGUGAAGCAAAAGGUUUACAUCCACACCAUUAUAUGAUUCGUAUGCCACAACCAUUGCAAUGGUAUCACAGUCAAGGUUUAAUUUAUUGUUUGAGAAAAUUCCUCAGAAAGAGUAAUAUACAUUCAAAUAAGAAACAUGGCUCAAAUGAACAUUCAAGGAGAAAGAAAAAGUGUCAUGAAUUUGCACUUAAUUAUAAUGUUUUGCCUUGGUUGGAAGCUUUUGUGCCCUAUUUGAACAGUUUCAUUGAAACACAGGAUGAACCGUGUCCUUCUGAUAGUGCAGGUCCUUCACAAGAAACACCAAAACAGAAAGAUGAACAGAAUUCUAAAGCUUAUGUUAGAGUUUAUCAAACUGACAGUGAUGAUUUGGAUGUUGUUAUUGAAGUUGAUUCUGAUAAACCAUUAGAUUGUUCAGCUCACAACACUGAAAAAAGGCAAGAAUUUAAAGAAGAUGCGUCCACAAAUAAAAAUGAUUCCAACAAAUUUCCUGGUGAAGGAAGAAAAUUGAUUGAUAAGGCAAAAGAUGACAAAGCAUCUGUAUCAGAUACUGCAUCAAUCAUAAGUCAGGAUUCUAUUAUAAAGACCACAGCAGCAGAUGAAUGGACAAUUGUGGAUAAACAUGGAAGUUCUGAAAUCAGCCGUGCAUCCUCAGUUUUGUCUAAUUUAAAUGAAACUGUUGAAAAACAGACUUCCUCUGCACCAACAUCGCCGCCAGAAAGAAACUCCUCCGACAAGAAAAUUUACCCGCAACUACCAGAAGAAGCAAAAAUAUUUCAUUCAAAUCCAGCAAUUCAAACAGCUGUUGAGUCCAUGAUACAAAUGGGUUUCUCCAAUCAAGGCGGAUUGUUAACUUACUUAUUAGAAGCUGAAAACGGUAACAUUAAUAAAGUUUUAGAUUUGCUUCAGUCUACAAACAAGUGAAUAUUAAAAUUUAAAUAUGACUACAACAUUUAGAGUAGUUUACACUUGAUCGAUUUUUUUGGGUUAUAUAAAAACAGUAGUAAUGGUGUCAAACAUUCCGUUUAAUUUAAUAUAUUAGUUGGUAAACUAAUACAGCCUGAUUUAACACCAAAUAAAUUUGUUGUAUAAUGGUUUAAAAUAUAUGAACUAUGUAGUUCAGAAUAAUGGCUAAAUAAAUGUAACAAAUAUAAAAAAUAAAUAAAUUUCUUAGUAAUAA
This is a messenger RNA of Osmia bicornis bicornis, 1797 nucleotides long. It is a transcript of the gene ref(2)P, whose product is annotated as sequestosome-1. Gene Ontology annotation, molecular function: zinc ion binding; protein kinase C binding; K63-linked polyubiquitin modification-dependent protein binding. NCBI's taxonomy places the organism in Eukaryota, Metazoa, Arthropoda, Insecta, Hymenoptera, Megachilidae. Bases 204 to 1541 code for a protein of 445 amino acids. Gene Ontology annotation, biological process: mitophagy; aggrephagy; endosome organization. Gene Ontology annotation, cellular component: amphisome; aggresome. The transcript is spliced from 3 exons. The record is from RefSeq and is a predicted model, not a curated record.